Oncorhynchus tshawytscha (Chinook salmon) is the source of this 3202-nucleotide messenger RNA. RefSeq names its product actin-associated protein FAM107A. The transcript is spliced from 5 exons. Gene Ontology annotation, biological process: actin filament bundle assembly; actin filament polymerization; regulation of actin cytoskeleton organization. NCBI's taxonomy places the organism in Eukaryota, Metazoa, Chordata, Actinopteri, Salmoniformes, Salmonidae. Gene Ontology annotation, cellular component: neuron projection; stress fiber; synapse. The record is from RefSeq and is a predicted model, not a curated record. The coding region runs from base 1755 to 2327 and encodes 190 amino acids.
GACUAGACAUCCCAUACAGAAAUCUCCGAGUAUACUGAUCUAGAAUCAUGUCCAUCCUAUCCAUGUAUUGUUAUUCAUUAUUAUGUCAAAGGCUAAACAGAUCCUGAAUCGGUACUCAUACUAUAUGAGACGUUUUAUAAGUACAGGCCUUGAUAGACUUCCUAUGAAAAUGGUUCCGGACUGGCUUGAUGAUUGACAGAUCAAACAAACCACUGUCAGGAUCACUCACCUUUAAGGAACAACUUCUCUGUUAAGACUGGGCAUUCAUUGUGUGUUUUUUCAUGUCAGAUUAUUAUGGUUACAUAAUUUUUUGCAAAAUAGAGUAGUUUCAAAGUAUGUAAAACAAUUAAAAAAAACUUGUUUUUAAGAAAUUCGAGAGAUGUUGUUUCAAAUUAAAUAAUGAAUCUUGGGCUCCCUCUAUGGGAUUUUUAUUGAACUACAGUUCAUGAAUUGUACUGUACUUUUAGUAUUGUCAUAAUCCCGGGCCUAAUUUGAAAUGCGCUGUCUUUUGUGUAGCAUCAUACUUUUCCCUGGAGAAAUGACUUACCUCAUUCACUUUUGUGUGUUUAGCGUGGUAGCACAACUAUUUUGGGAGGGAGGCACCUCUCAUUGGUUGACUAGAUCGAAGGAUCAAAAAUCCAUCUAUGUCAGCCCUCCCUAUCAUUGUGAAGCAGAAUUCACCAAGCGUUGGAUUGUUCACCCACUAAUAGGGAACGUGAGCUGGGUUUAGACUGUCGUGAGACAGGUUAGUUUUACCCUACUGAUGAUGUGUUGUUGCAAUAGUUGUUGUUGAUGUGUUGUUGCAAUUCCAUCUCUACCUAAUCCCUGUUGUUGGUGUUUUCCAGGACUCCCUUGCCUGGUUCCAGAUCUGUUUGUGCUAUAAUGUGAAUUCCUUGUCACUCAUUAUCAUGCCACACAUGCGCAUGUUUGGCGUGACAAUGAAACAGACUGGCACCCAGGCUAAGGACUCCCUGGAUAGCAGUGGCAAUUGCUAGUGAGUGGAUUACCUAGGUUAAAUAGAUAAAUGAAUGGUGUAGUGGCCAGCUAGACCUUCCCUGGCUGCACAGAGCACCAAUAUGCCCCCCCAUUACCGUAUGCAAACCGGCUGCUCCGUCAACCUCAAUUAGCCUAAUCUGCCCUGGACCCCCCUUAAGCUUUGGAGAGUGGCGAGUGGGGACCACCGGUUACCCAUGAACAGGUGGUCAGGAGUUUUUUUUCUUUGAUGUUAUUCUUCUUAAUUAUCUAAUCUCUACCUCCAUUUGUUUCUGUUUCUCUCUCUCUCUAUCUCUUUCUCACAAACCCCGACGCUGACUCUUCUCUCGCUCUCCUCAGUUAUCUCCUUUCCUUGCAAUCUCUUACCCUCUCAACCAAAAUAUCAACUGCUCCCUUCUCUUUCCUUCUCAAGCUUCUCCCCACCUACCCCCCUUUCUCACCCCUCUCUCUUUCUCUAGGCUCUCUUCCUCCCCCCACUCCUAAAGAGGCAGACCUCUAUGUUUCUCUCAUUUGUUGACGGGCUUGGUGUGAUGAACGGCUGGUGAAUUCCCUAGAUUUAAUGCGCCCUCUCUGAGACUGGUGUCACGCAUUAGACGACGGUAGGGUUGUCAACUUGUCCUUGGUCCUGGGGGAGUCCAUUCCUCCCUGCUCUCCUCUCCUUCACUAGAGACCAGCUCGAGUGAAACUUCAGAACAAGUGAAACUUCAGGAGCUGUACAGACUCACCUACUCUUGCCGAGGAUCUCAGCUCAUCCUGAGGCCAUGGGAGUCACCCACGGAAAGAAAAGUGAACACCACCACCAAAUCUCUCCCACAAGAAGUAGAACACCUCUGAAGGGAACAGCCUCAGCCCACACUGGCCUGCUGUCGGACCAGGAUGGAGAGCAGGGUCAACGUGCAGAGGACCAAGAGCAGGGGAAGUCGGGUGGAUCACCACCUCAGCCAGAGAGUCAGGAGGAGGGCAGAGACCUUAUCAUCCAGCCCAAGAAGCGCCUCAACCUGGUCAGAGUCUCCAAGAGCCACCAGGAGCUCCACAGGGAGUUAAGGAUGACACACAAGAGAGGUCCCUGUCUGGAUGUGAAGCCGGAGCUCCAGCGUGUUCUGGAACAGAGGAACUGGGAACAGGGGAUGAAACAGAGGAGAGAGGCAGAGGAGGAGAAGAAGAACAGGUCUCCUCUCCAACAGGAACUGCUCAAGAGGCACCAGAGGCUGGAGGAGCUGGAGAGGGAGCUAAAGGCACAGCAGGAGGGCCUGCAGAGUUCCCCAGAGUUCAUCAGAGUUAAAGAGAGCCUGAGACGCACCACCAUACUGGAUCUGGGAGAGAAGGUAGUUUAAAAGGACUGACGGGAAGAUGCGUAACGUAUGGCUAGAGUGGCGUUGGGGUUGUUUUAGCAUCUACAUGAGGUAAGGAUAGGAUGGUGUGGAUAAAUGAUUACAUGGAGGUGAAGGAAGACUGACAUUGAGCUAUUUGAUUGGGUUGACAGUUGGUGGGAUAGUGUGAUUGGCAUAGUUCAGCUAGAUAGUUCAGGACAACAGUGAUCCAUUAGUAGCUUAGACCCAGAUCUGUUUGUGCUGUCUUGCCAACUCCUACAGUUAUUGAAAUGGAAAAACAUCAUAGGAGUUGGCUGUACAGUACAAUCAGAUCUAGGACCAAGUUAGGGCAUUAGCUAUUAGCAUGGGAGUGCAGAUGGAUGCACGCAUGGUGCAGAUUGGUACCUGAACAUGUCAUCGGCCACACGUCUUCUACGGAAGAGCCUACUGCAUGAAGGUAACCACCCCUUGUCCAAUUGGCCUUUUGAAGAACAUCUUUAUUUGUUCCAAUUAGGGAUCGACUCCCUGCUAGCCUGGUCCCAGGUCUGUUUGUUGUCUUGCCAACUCCAAUAUUAUCUUCCAUGACAACAACCAUAGGAUCUGGCUAUACAGCACAAACAGAUCUGGGACAAGGCUGGCCCCUCCCAUCCUCUGAGAGACUUGACGUUAGGUUAGUCAUUUGUCUCUCAUGCCAACCACCUCUGACACAGAGCACCCCUUUAACCAGGGAUCUUACGUUACGUACAAUGAGUGAACGUAACGUUUUUCAUUUCAUGCCUAUAAAGUGUUCACAUUGAUUGUAUUCGUGGAAUAUUUUUAUUUAUUUUUUAUUUUACCUUUAUUUAACUAGGCAAGUCAGUUAAGAACAAAUUCUUAUUUUCAAUGACGGCCUAGGAACA